Molecule: messenger RNA, 639 nt
Organism: Helobdella robusta
Lineage: Eukaryota; Metazoa; Annelida; Clitellata; Rhynchobdellida; Glossiphoniidae
Exons: 4
Coding region: 1-639 (212 amino acids)
Source: RefSeq, a predicted model, not a curated record
AUGACUGACAAUCUAAACCUGAUCGAUCUUCGCAUAAAACCAUGCGCUUACGUUCAGGACGUGAUUGAAGGUUCUUUUGUAAAACUGAUCGAAGGAACGGAAUACAGUGGCGGCCAACAUAUUUACAGUUUCAAAGUUUCUGGUGAGAACAGGAUUAUUUCAUUGGUUAACGGAGACCCAGAAGGAGCUACAUCGCUUCAAUCAAAAGCUUAUGGAGAAUUAUCAGAUAUCAAUUGUAAAAUGUUGAGACCCUUCGAAACAUUUGCUGACGAAACAUUGAAUGUAGCUAAGAAUUUAAUUGACUUGAAAUUAAAACAACAAAAUCAAAGCACAUUUGGCGAUAAAAACUUGAACAACAGCUACUGGAUGGAGAUUAACUGGGAACACGCAGGGAUAACUUUUAACGACAUGUUGAAGAUAGUGGCAGAGCAAACAACUCACUUGUUCGGGUUAAGAAAGAAAGGGGAACUAAUAAUUGAUCAUUACAAAUCUGUUGGAGCUGAUCAGUCCCAUUCAUUUCUAAAAGCGGCCGACGGCAAAUCGCUUGAUAACCUAAUUCUGAAUUUUCCAAUCGUGAAGAAAUUAGGAAGCCAAGUUAAGAUUAAUCUGAAGAAAGUUCACGUGCUGGGCAAUAAGUAG